This is a messenger RNA of Liolophura sinensis, 1263 nucleotides long. RefSeq names its product G-protein coupled receptor GRL101-like. Lineage: Eukaryota; Metazoa; Mollusca; Polyplacophora; Chitonida; Chitonidae. The record is from RefSeq and is a predicted model, not a curated record. Gene Ontology annotation, molecular function: G protein-coupled peptide receptor activity; protein binding. Gene Ontology annotation, biological process: activation of adenylate cyclase activity; hormone-mediated signaling pathway; adenylate cyclase-activating G protein-coupled receptor signaling pathway. Gene Ontology annotation, cellular component: plasma membrane.
AUGAACAGUUCUGUGACAUGCCCGCCUGGAUGCUUGUGUCAGGGCUACGCCGUAGACUGUAGCACUGCCAACCUCAAGGGAAUUCCAAAAGGCCUUCCCCUGCCAACGAGAGUCCUCCUUCUCCAAGAGAACAGAAUAAGUCUUACCAAAUCUUCACUCCACAUGUUUUCUCUUCUCUUGACGCUGCGCUUAUACAGAAACAACAUUGCUUUUAUCCCAAAUAAUACUUUUCUAAAUCUGGUUAAUUUGCGUACGCUGGAUCUCAGAUAUAAUUCCAUCUCUUCUUUGUAUGCCAAUGUAUUUAAUGGCAUGGAUAGCGUGGUGCAAUUACUUUUACAGGGCAACCCUAUUCAACUUUUACCACCUCAAGGCUUUGAAGGACUGAAUUCAUUAACUUCUUUAAAUCUUAGUGGAUUAGAGAUACACAAGGUUGAACGAAAUGCCUUACAAGGUCUCCUGAAACUAGAACAACUGGAUCUGAGAAACAACAGGAUAUCUAUUCUAGAAUCUGAUUUUUUCUCUGUCCCGAGACAAAUCUCAGUAUUGGAUUUGACAGGGAACAGUCUAGAUGGGACCAGAGCUAUAGUCUGGUUUCUGGGUAUCGCCUGUCUCUUUGGCAACGCCAUCGCCUUGAUUUGGAGGGUGUAUUCAGGAUUUCACAACAGACUUUCAGUGUUUGCCCUCCAUCUGAGACUGUCGGAUGCCCUUAUGGGGUUUUAUCUCAUCAUCUUAGCCUCCAUGGACGAUUUUUACAGAGGGGUUUACAUAAAACAAUCACAGUGGUGUCUUGGAGGGGUCUGUCAAUUGCUUGCUAUUCUGACCACAGUGUCUUGUCAAAUGUCAACGUACAAUUUACUAGCUCUGGCAGUUGAUCGUUUCCUCAGCGUAAAGUUUCCUUUCACUCUUGCCUUGCAAUCUGUACGAAAAGCGUGGUUUCUUAUAGCGUCGCUGUGGAUAUUUUCACUGAUCCUGGCUGUAAUCCCCGUUUUUCUAUGGGAAGACUCAGGGAAAUUUUACGGAAAGAAUUCAGUCUGUAUUCCUCUUAGCUUCGCAGACCCUAAGGGUGCCAGAAUAAGAGUGGAAUACGCUACCUUGGUUUUUGUGGGAGUCAAUGGCGCCUGCCUCGUUGCGAUGACUACUCUAGUGGAGACCAUUAUGUUUGCUCACAUCGUGGACACAUUGUUUGCUCACAGCAUGGACAUCAUGUUUGCUCACAGCAUGGACAUCCUGUUUACCCACAGGGUGGACAUCAUGUUUGCUUAA